Molecule: messenger RNA, 636 nt
Organism: Penicillium coprophilum
Lineage: Eukaryota; Fungi; Ascomycota; Eurotiomycetes; Eurotiales; Aspergillaceae
Exons: 4
Coding region: 1-636 (211 amino acids)
Source: RefSeq, a predicted model, not a curated record
AUGAGCGAUUUCAAAUGGAAGCGGAACUUUGUUGCUGAAUGCAGUUACCCUGCCAUCCCUGUCGUCAACGCUCUGGCCCGGUAUAUUUAUGAGGGAACGCGCUCUGGAUCUUGGGAAGGAAUGGAAGAGUCCAGCGAGAAAAUUUGCGAUGUGGCGUUUCAUGUCUUUGAUCGAUAUGGAACAUGCAAUGAGGAACUGGUGUAUGGGGAAGCGAGCUUGACCUUGGCCUGUCUUUUCCUCCUUGAAAAGCUUCAUUUCACAGCACUUGAACUACAUCGGAAAGGGCUGGGACAAAAAUUAGUCGAAAAUGCAGAUCAUAUUUGCGGUCCUAACGAGGCUUUUGAGCGAGCAUGGACUUUACAUACUUGGGUCAGUCCUGGAUAUCCAGCAGCUAAACUUAACUCGCAAUUAGUGGGCAAAUCCGUACAAGAACGCUUUACGAUAUGGGAUCAAGUCCGGUCCGGUGCUAUUGAUUUUUGGCGAUCACCCUCCCGCGGUUUUGCAUCUUUAAUCUCCAGCAUUAGUCUCGUGCCAUUACGGCGACUUCGGGUUUUGACCCGCGUAGAAGCCAUACUGGAGACCUUAAGGACGAAAGACUAUAACUUGUCCACGAGUGAAGUUAUUUCAUUGAAGUAG